UAACAAAUGUAUUCAUUGUUGUGGUAAUCAUGCAGCUGUUAAAUGUGCAGCUACUGGAUGUGAUAAGACAUGGCAUUAUCCCUGUGGACGGCAUGCAAAUUGCAUUACACAAUUUAUUGGCGAAUUUAAAUCUUAUUGUUCUGAACAUAAUCCAGAAACGAAUGUUUUGAGACAUCCUGGAUAUGUCUAUUGCUGUGUCUGUUUUAAGUUUAUCUCAUCAAAUAAUCCAGCAUCUUGCAUCUUCUCAAAAUGUUGUGCUGAAUUACCAAAAUAUAAUCCUGAAAUAUCUAUAAAAUCCAUUAAAUUUGAGUGUUUUACACAUGCUGCCUGCAUCCAAAGAUAUACAGUUAAUGCUGGAUAUGAUUCAGUAUGUCUCAAUUGUAACAUGAAUGGAAUGACUAAAGAGGAAUGGCAAGAUUAUAUGCGACGUCGAGGAAUAUUUAUACCUAAACAGAUGGCAACAUGGGAAGAUGAUGAAUACUUUAAGAAGCAGACAAAGAAUAAAUGUGAGCAUAAAAAUUGUAAGACUCCGAAUGUCUCUAAAAAUGUCUGGACAUGUUUUGUCUGUGGAUGUUUUCCUCUCCAUUUGAAGUGUGCUGGUGUUACCUCUCAUGAUGAAUACUAUUGUCCAAAGUGUUACGAUCAGAGCUUCAUCAAUUUGAUUCCAACAACAUCCAAUAAUAUUAAAAAGUAAAGCUUAAAAAUUAACGGUUUUUAUAUUUUAUAAUUGUUUUAAAUUUGUCAUCUCGGAAAUUUUAUAAACAAAAAAAAUUGCGAAAAUAGUCACUUUUAAUAAAAAAAUAAAGAUAAUUAAAGAUGUACCGACAUACAGGUUUAGUAAAGAGCCUUCAAAAUUGUUCGAGGAUAUCCAUAAACGCAAAUAAUGUAAAUAAAUUAAAUUUACUAAGGAACUUUAGUCACCUUAAUAGCCGAACAUCGCCGGUUAUUCUCUUUGAAAACAAGAAAUUCGAGAUCAAGACAAAUGCAAUCAGAUUCGCAAGUUCCGAUAUAUCACUAGAAAAUAUCCCAGAACCGCCUCAAGUUCCAAUACAGGAUUUUGUUGAGAAGGGUAUAGAAACAUCCCAGGCAUUAGCUGAAGGCGUAGAGCCUGCAUUUAGUACAUUAGGCUUAGGCGGAUGGACUCCAGUUGGAAUGGUCCAAAAUUGUAUGGAAUUUCUACAUAUUAGUUGCGAUAUUCCUUGGUGGACGACAAUUUUGAUAGGAACGAUUUGUGUACGAACGAUUAUUUUCCCUUUGGUCAUUAUGGCACAAAGAAAUGGUGCAAAACUUGCCAAUAAUAUGCCACAACUUCAAGUUCUUCAGGCAAAAAUGACAGAGGCACGUCAAAGUGGAAAUGCUAUAGAAGCUGCUCGAUAUUCACAAGCUAUGGUUGAAUUUAUGAAGGAAAAGAAUGUUAAUCCACUUAAAAACAUGAUUGUUCCAUUAGCUCAGGCACCACUUUUUAUUUCAUUCUUUGUUGGAUUACGUCAAAUGGCAAAUGCUCCCGUAGAAUCAAUGAAGGAAGGUGGACUUUUCUGGUUUACAGAUUUAACAGUUGCUGAUCAAUUCUUUGCUUUACCAAUCAUCACGAGCAUAACAAUGUUGGCAACAAUUGAAUUGGGAACAGACAGUGCAAGAUUACAACAUCAAAACAUGCAGACAAUGAAAUAUGUCUUGAGAGCAUUGCCAUUUGUGAUUUUACCAUUCACAGUUAAUUUUCCUGGUGCCAUUGUUACAUAUUGGACAUUCAGUAAUAUUAUUUCCCUCAUUCAAGUAUCAUUUUUAAGAAUUCCAGCCGUUCGCGAAUACUUUAAAAUUGAUAAAGUUGUUCCACAGAAAACAGCACCAGUAAAGAAGAAGGGAUUUAAGGAAGGACUAAAAGAUUCAUGGACAAAUAUGAAAAUUACAAGAGAAUUGGAAGAACGUAAACGUCUCGACGAGAUUUUGUUUCAAAAAGCAGCAAAAGGAUCCAUCCAAAAAACCUAUAAAUAUGAUCCAACGAAACCAAAGCCAGCUACAGCAAUGGAAGCAAAGAAACGAUAAUUUUGUGCUGGUUCCUUAGU
Chironomus riparius is the source of this 2063-nucleotide messenger RNA. Lineage: Eukaryota; Metazoa; Arthropoda; Insecta; Diptera; Chironomidae. The record is from the annotation of a GenBank genome assembly.